CACCUGUUGGACUAUUGGCGGGACCUGUUAUUGUAUAUAAAAUAAUUAAAAGCUUCUCUACUUUUAAAAAAUUCAAAAAGAUAAUUAUGUUUUACUUUAGGCGUCUUUCUUGUUUCUUAUUCGAUUUUCACAUUAUUUUUAAGACUGUGAAUACUUAAGGCUUAAAUUUUUUACUGUAACUGCCUAUUCUUUUAAUGUAAAAUAAAUUUAAAUAAUGAAUAAUUGCAAUAAUUAUUUUACUUUUAUUUCAUUUAGCAGCUAUUUAACCACUUGCUAUUAUAUAGCCACUAUCAUACGAUGACAUUUUAGUUGUGGUUAUGUCGAAAGACCUAACCUUACAUUAUCAUCGGCAUGUUAUUAAUAUGAAAAGUAUAUUUUACAAUGAUAACUCCACGUUUUUCACUCAAGCAAGAUGAAAACACUGUAACAAUCAACAUUCGUGCUCCGUACUGUUCGUUAAAAGAACUGGACGUGAAUGUUGAAGGUGACAACUUUUUGUUUACAUGUUCGCCAUAUUACCUGCGACUUAAAUUGCCUGGUAUUUUGGAAGAAAAUGAUAAUUUUCACAGUGCUUUCGACACAGAUAAAGGAGAAUUCAGUUUUACUUAUGACAAGGCUAUUCCAGGUGAAUUUUUCCCAGAUUUGGACCUGAUUACAAAACUUUUGGAGAAAAAGGUUGUUGUAAACAGUGGAGAAAGAAAAAUUGAAAUUUUAAGUUCAUCUACAAGUGACGAUAACAGCGAAGAUCUUUAUAAAGAUGAUUUACAUACUGGCAGGUACGGGUUUGGUUUACGUGGGGGCUAUAAUUUUAAAUUUGUGAGUUCUGAAUUUAAAGAUGUAUUUGAAGUAGAUCCAUUUAAAACUGAUCUUCAGACAAGAAGAACUUUACGAAUUCAAGAAGAAAAACAAAAAUUUUCACCAGACCACUACAUAGCAGACUUUUGUGAAAAUGAAGAAAUUAAAGAAUUUAUCAAUUUAAAAUUGCCUUGCAUUUCAAAGACUGAUAUUCAAUUUAAUGAUAGAGAAUUAGAUUUUUUAAAAGAGUUACACAACAUACAGUAUAGUCUCACUGAUGAAGAAGAAUGUUUUUGCCGAAAUGGCUUAGUAGAUAUAUUAUAUGGAUACUGUUAUGAUAGAAGGACAACCUAUUUUGAAGGGACCUGUGAAUCAGGAUGGACAAUAUGUAAAUUAAGUGCAACACUUUGCUGGUUUGAAGGAUUUUUAACUUUGAAGGAAGCAGUGAUAUCAGCCUUUAGAAGAAGCUUAAUUUAUCCCUUGUAUCGUGAAUUUAAUUUGAGUGAAUCUAUUUUGAAAGACCUAAAAUGUUUAUUUCAAUUAGGACCAAAACAAAUAACGAAAUGUCUAAUAAAUAUGUAUGACAUAUUUUUAGGAGGUAGUUGUAUGAGAUAUGUUCUGAAUAAUCUCUACAUAAAGGAUUAUAUAAUUUACGUAAUGCAACGAGAUGAAAAAUUUUGGAACAAUCUAAACGAUGAAUUAGAAAAAAUCGUAAUAAGAAAAUGUGAUCUAGGAUUAGAUCUUGAGAGCAUUGAAAGGGCUUUGUUGUGUGAAGAUAAUUUAGAAGAAAAGAUAAAAAGACUCACGCUAAAUAGUGAAACCGACGAAACAGAUUCAGAUGAUGAAGUAAGCAGUGAAACAGACAUUUCUACUGAAUCAGAGCCAGAUUGCACAUCAAUUUCAGAACACAAAGAAAUAAGUUAAAUUUAUAUUUUGUAAGAUUUAUAAAAUAAAUUUUGUUUUUAAUUUCAAAAUAGUACUUGUUAUUAAAA
Agrilus planipennis (emerald ash borer) is the source of this 1787-nucleotide messenger RNA. Its product is annotated as protein SHQ1 homolog. Gene Ontology annotation, biological process: box H/ACA snoRNP assembly. Gene Ontology annotation, cellular component: cytoplasm; nucleoplasm. The coding region runs from base 382 to 1719 and encodes 445 amino acids. Lineage: Eukaryota; Metazoa; Arthropoda; Insecta; Coleoptera; Buprestidae. The record is from RefSeq and is a predicted model, not a curated record. The transcript has a single exon.